AUGUCGUCUGUUGAGGCAGAACCAGUCCCGAAAACUGAUAUAACUGAAACCUCGAAAGAAGACGCGAAGGGUUCAAAACGCAGCAAAUCAAGCGAAGACUCCGAACAACUACAGGCUUCAAGCAGCAACGAUGGCGCUUCUAGCAAAGCACAAGAUCGAUUAGAAAGGUUCAAAGCGCUCAAAGCCCGUGCAAAAAGCGCCACCGACAGUAACCUGAAGGAGACGGUAGCCGAGUCUCAACGACUUGCCACGGAUCCGGCCCUGCUCUCCAACCUGUCACGCAAACACGCAUUUGCAUCCCAUAACCUUUUAAAAGCUGACACGGAGGAAGCCGGCGAGGACUUUGAACGCAAGCGAGCCUGGGACUGGACGAUCGAGGAAUCCGAACGAUGGGACAGACGCAUGGAAAAGAAGCAACGACAUCGCGAUGAUGUAGCCUUUCAAGACUACCGCCAGGAUGCUCGCAAAGUGUACAAGCGGCAACUGCGAGAAAUGCAGACUGAUUUGGAUACGUACGAAAAGGAAAAGAUAGCCGCUGUGGAACGCGCGGCUGCCAGUGGAGGACUAGAAAUUGUGGAAACAGACGAUGGCGAGCUUGUUGCGGUAGACCGGAAUGGCACAUUUUAUUCUACGGCUGAUUCAACUGAUUUCACUGAGAACAAACCGGAUCGUGCGGCAGUUGAUAGACUGGUAUCUGACUUGAGAAAGGCAGAGGAGGUUCGACUGAAGAAGCGACGAGACCGUCGCGGCGAGGAGGAUGCUGAUGUCACGUACAUCAACGAGAAGAACAAGCAGUUCAACCAAAAGCUUGCCCGAUUUUAUGAUAAGUACACGAAAGAGAUCAGAGACAGUUUUGAGCGUGGUACAGCACUGUGA
This is a messenger RNA of Talaromyces marneffei, 876 nucleotides long. RefSeq lists its product as uncharacterized. The transcript has 3 exons. Gene Ontology annotation, cellular component: post-mRNA release spliceosomal complex; catalytic step 2 spliceosome; Prp19 complex. The coding region runs from base 1 to 876 and encodes 291 amino acids. Lineage: Eukaryota; Fungi; Ascomycota; Eurotiomycetes; Eurotiales; Trichocomaceae. The record is from RefSeq and is a predicted model, not a curated record.